AAGAAAAAAAAUGUAACAUUAUAAAUUUUGAUUAGAUUUUAUAUGUUCAAUGAUUUAAUAAUCUUUACAGUUUCUUAAAAGUUUAUGAUGUCAAAGUAAUCUUAUCUACUUUAUUAACUGAUCCAUCUAAAACAUGAGGUUUCCAGUAUAUAAAUAUGCGAUAAUUGCUUACGGAUCUCAUUGUCAGUGUGAUUAUCUACCACGAUGAACUUUGCAUUAGCAUUAUUUGCCGUCUUGGCCGUUAUCGGUUUAGGUCAAACUCAUCAGUUUCCAAGUUUCGGCAAAGGUCCUCUUCACGAAGAUAUUCAGGACAUUCUGGACUUAGUUCCUGCUAAAGACAUCAAUGAAGUAUUUUUGGAUUAUUAUGCGGAUGAUUCUGAAGUAAAAGCUGCUUUUGAUUAUCUUGUAUCAACAACUAUUAUCAAAGAUCUAAUGAUAGAUUUUGAAGCUAUCCCAGAAGUAAUCAACCUUUUCAACUAUCUGUAUAAAGAAGGCGUCGAUAUUUAUUACUUAAUAAACGAAGUUAACAAAGCUCUCGACAUCAAGGAACUCGAACCUCCUUCUCAUGUGCAUUCUACGAUCAUGAAGAAAACUGGCGCCGGAAUUGCCGGGCUUUUUAAAGACAUCAAUAAAGUGCUUCCUUUUGAGGACUUUAUUCACAUCUACGUGCAGAAGAUAAAAACUUCUCCAGCUUUCGUCAGUUUCGUCAAUCAACUCAAGUCCGAUAACUUCCAACAAAUUGUUAAUCAAUUCUACGACAUAAAUUCAAUUCAAACCAUUCAUACUUUCCUUAAGAGCAAAGAUGUAAAUACGCAGAUCGUAGCGGACAUCAUGUACAUCGUUCUCGGCAUUACUGUACCGAACAAUCUAGAUUACGUUCAUGUUAUUCUAUGAUAGAUGACAAGAUUUUGGAUUUUUGGAAUCUUAUUUUAAUAAAAGAAUAAUAAAACAAUACAGCUAU
Nylanderia fulva is the source of this 961-nucleotide messenger RNA. RefSeq lists its product as uncharacterized. NCBI's taxonomy places the organism in Eukaryota, Metazoa, Arthropoda, Insecta, Hymenoptera, Formicidae. The record is from RefSeq and is a predicted model, not a curated record.